AUGAAUUAAUAACAGAAUCAGCAAUAAACUCCUAGGGGGAGGUUUCUUAGGGAAUUGGAGAAAAAUUCAUCAUGUGAAAAUUGGGAGGAAGGAUCUGGAGCCAAAUACGGAAAAUUGUUGCUUUUGAUAUUUCAAAUGAUUUUCUAUUGUGUAUUAGUUUAUAGUUUUGCAUUUGGAAAUCCCAAAGAGCUUGGAUAACCUUUUGAUGUUGAUAAUUCUCCAUGUGGGGCAGGCACUGGAAAGGAAGAUUAUAAAUUUGCAUAUUUUGUUAACCCUGAUAGUGAAGAAUUCCUAUAUAGAACCUUGUGUCUUAAGGAAUGUCCUAAAGUUGAAAAUAAAAUGGCAGAAGCUGAUGGUAAUGGAACUGAAUAAUUAAUUUUAGAUUCUGUUGUAUUGGAAUGCCAUCCAAAUAUAGAGAUCGCGUCAUGUGAUGUUCGAGUUCAACCUGAUCAUCCUGAAUUUAAUGUUCUGUACUAUGAUACCAUUCCUUUUAUAAAUGUUUGUGCACCAACUGAAAAAUAACGAUUAUAAAAUGUGAUGAAAGCCCUUUAAAAGCCCUUCAUUGUUAGAGUAUUGUCAGACUUUUAUCAUUCAAAAUUUAUUUUCAUUGGUUUAGCAUUACUAGCUCUUGGAUUAAAUUUCCUCAUUAUCUAUAAGAUAGAUGACUACCCACGUUUUGUGAUCUGGAUGAUAGUUGUAAUAGCAGUUUUGGGAUUUUUCAGAAGUAGUUUUCUAGGUGUUAUAUAUGCUUAACGUUUACAAUAGCAUGGUUAAAUUGAAUCAGAACACAGAUUAUCUGAAGAGGAGGUUAUUGGCUAUUUGCAUUCAAAUUAUGUUGAUUCUAAAACGAUAUUCAUAAUCAGCAUCAUCUUCCUUGUUUUUGGUUUGAUAGCUUUGAUAUUUACUAUUAUUUGGCGAAAGAGUAUAACUGCAGUUGGACAGAAGGCUGAAAUUAUGAAUAAUUACUAUUUAAUUUCUCAACCGGAUGAAAAUGUGAAUUAUUUAGGAUCUUUGUUGAAAGUAUUUUUGGGUCUGACAGUGUUGUUGGCAGUCUUUUUUAUGUUUAUAUUGAUGGCUCUUUUUUACUUAUUUACAACAUGUUCACCCAAGAGUGAAGAACAUUAAUUAGCUUUUGAAUCAUUUUAGAUUGAUACUAUUGAAAUCAUAUUCUUUACCAUUAUAGCUGUUGAAUUAGUGUUGGUUCCAUUUCUUGUCAUUGGAUUUAGCAAAUUGUUAAUAAUCAACAUUAUUAUUGAAAUCUACAAAUAAUAAGUUUUAGAGGUUGAUGCUGACUACUUACAAAAUUUAAAUUUAAAUCUUAAACAAAGGAAUUUAUAGGAUUGUAUUGGUAAAACUGUUAGAUAUCAUUUCGGAGAGUUGAUGUGGGGAAUGUUUAGAUUGUAUUUUGCAUUUUGCUCUAAACCAAUAUUUUUAAGUGGAUUUAGAUCCUUCAUUUCAGUUUGUCUGACAUAACAAGGCUUUUUGUAAUCAGCAUAAAAUCAAUUGGAAUAUGAUCAAUAAUUACAAAAUAAAAAUAGAAAACACUAUUAAGGAUUUGAUUAUUAAUUAAUCGUUAGUUUUGGGGUUUCUAAUAUCUGUAUCAUAGUAUAUAUGGAAUUAUUACUCUUUUCACCUGCUUGUCUAGCAAUACACGCUCCUCCAUAUUAAAUCUUGGCAAUUUACCUCUUUACUUUUAUGAUAUCCUAUUUGUUUUCUACACUCUACGGAAUGGGAAUGGAUGCACUUAAAUUCCUACUUUACAAGGAUCUAAAUGAAGAUCCUAACAAUAAUUAUAUUGGAGCUAGUGUCUAAGCCUAAUUUAGAAUGAUAGCCCUUCCUUAGAUUUCGGUGCCACCUUAAGAAUUAGAAGAAUUUUUAAAUAAUCAAGUUGAAACAUUUUAAGGAUUUUAGUAAAAUUAAAAUUGA
This is a messenger RNA of Paramecium tetraurelia, 1926 nucleotides long. RefSeq lists its product as uncharacterized. NCBI's taxonomy places the organism in Eukaryota, Ciliophora, Oligohymenophorea, Peniculida, Parameciidae. The record is from RefSeq and is a predicted model, not a curated record. Gene Ontology annotation, cellular component: membrane. The transcript is spliced from 4 exons. Gene Ontology annotation, molecular function: transmembrane transporter activity. Gene Ontology annotation, biological process: transmembrane transport.